Molecule: messenger RNA, 524 nt
Organism: Galleria mellonella (greater wax moth)
Lineage: Eukaryota; Metazoa; Arthropoda; Insecta; Lepidoptera; Pyralidae
Exons: 4
Coding region: 1-387 (128 amino acids)
Source: RefSeq, a predicted model, not a curated record
AUGGUGGAUAUAGUGGAUUAUGACAGUAAAUGCCCCACAUCGUGCCCCGCCAGUAGUAUGAUGAUGUGCGAAAAAUGUAAUCACGGUAUCUACAGGACAUUCCUCAGCGUCUGUCACAUGAGGUUAUUCCAUUGUAAAUACAAAUUAAUCAAAUUGGAACUAGUGUCACGGUAUCCAUGCAUGAUGUCAGCUCCGUUCCUGAGGAACAGUCCUGGUAUGAAUCUGACACCGAAAGGGCGGCUACCGGAAGUGGAGGAAGACAGGAUACUGAGAUUCAUACACUGUAGAGACAGAGGACUGUUGUCGGAAAAGGCGGGAAAUUUAAACAAGAAAACGCAUUUUGACAAAAACUAUAAUUUCGACGAUUUAAGGCGGAAGCAGAGAUAAAUGUUGUAACUGAAGAAAUAAAAGUGUACAAUAUUAUAAUAUAUUUUAUUCAAAAAUAGAAACUAAUUUAUUAUUUCAUAAAAUAUUUAUUUUUAGAUAAAGAACUUCAGGUAUAAUAUCUUUAUGUUAACAUACUG